Lepidothrix coronata (blue-crowned manakin) is the source of this 2589-nucleotide messenger RNA. RefSeq lists its product as uncharacterized. The coding region runs from base 499 to 1203 and encodes 234 amino acids. NCBI's taxonomy places the organism in Eukaryota, Metazoa, Chordata, Aves, Passeriformes, Pipridae. The transcript is spliced from 6 exons. The record is from RefSeq and is a predicted model, not a curated record.
AUCCCUGGAAGUGUCCAAGGCCAGGUUGGACAGGGCCUGGAGCAACCUGGGAUAGUGAAAGGUGACAUAGGGAGUGGGUUGAGAUGAGCUUUAAGGUCCCUUCAACCCAAACCAUUCCAUGAUUCCAUGUAAGUGCAAAGCAGCAGACGGACGAACAUUCCCAGCUGAAGGUUGCUCUGGGAUGUGUCAGAGCAGCACCAGAGACCAAAGACGCCCAUUUCUUGUCCAGCCCCAGGGCCUGGUUGCUAAAUACGGCUAUCACAGGGUAUUGAAAGGGGAAAGGCAGCCAGUGAGCAUGCAGCCUUCCCUCCCAAGAAAUAACUCAGAGAUUGUGGUUAAAAGAUACCCUCAGCAAUUCCAAACUGGCAUCACCACUCGGGGCAGCAGCCUCUGAGUGACAGAGUGAGUUUGCUCCUCUGCAGCAGGAACUGUGUGGGGAUAAAGAAGCUCCAGGAGAUGUUUUUUCCCUUGGUGCCCUAAACCACUCUCUGCUCCAGGAUGGAAGGUUUUCCAGCCCUGCUGCUCUUGCUGGCACUACCAGGAGGGACUGGAAUGAUGAAUGAGUUCUCAUGGAAAAUGAUUAGAGUGCAGCUGAGAAAGCUCCAACUUAAUGACUCAGGAGAAUAUCAACUCGAGACCUAUUUCCAGGGGAGAAACAAACCACGGAAUAGCACCAAGCUGGAAGUUUUGGAGGAAUAUAGGUCUCUGGAUACAGAUUCUGACCCCAUUAAAUUUGCCACUGAGAAGGGGGACAUUGCCACAGAUGACACCAACAAGGAGCAGAGCAGUCUCCAUGCCCUCGUGGUGCUGAGCUCCUUCCUGCCCACCACUGCUCUGGUUGCUGCUGUUCUCUUCCUCCUCACCACCUACAUCAGGAUGAAAAGAGCAGGAAAAGGGAUGGACACUGGCAAACAUCCUGCUUUCAGACAGAGAGCACUGCAGCUCAGAGGACACAAGGGGAGCAGGAUGGCAGAAGGGGAACUGAGCAGGAGCACAGUCUAUGCUGUGAUCAGGCCCCAGCAGCAGCCUGGGCCCGAGGAUGUUCUGUAUGCCAACGUACAGCCUGCUCCCAAGGUUUUCUUCCACCUGCAGGAACCGCCGGGAAGUUCGGCCUCCUCGGGGCCUGUGGAAUACGCGACUGUUCUCUUCAGAACCACAGCUCCACAUCCUGACACUGCAACAGAGAAAAACAGCUUCACCUAAAGAAAGCAGCACAAAGUCUUGGGCUUCUUCACUGAAUUUUGCAGAAAUGCACUUAAAAUAACCUGUUUGUACCCAGCUGCUGAAGGUGGGCGAUGGGGUGAGGGGCAGAAGCAACUGAAAGGACACACGUGGGUGCACAAACCUUCCCUGGAAAACAACACUUUCCUAACAGCACAGCAUCACACCCAGCUCCUGGUGGGCAAAUCCAGAAGAAAGCUGUGGUAUGUUUGCUUUUCCAAAUUGCUGGUUUUAAAUGACAUAGAACUAUAAACCCAAAUACAGGAAACUGGUUCUGUCUGGCAGCAGCUGAUACAGCACCACAGCCAACGAGGGGCUGUGAGAUAUGAGAGAUGCUUCCUUUGGACUUUCUUCAACAGCUCACUUGAAUACUCACAGAUAAAGCAUUAAUUACUGCCCACUCUGAUAAGAUCCAAGUCAGCAAAGUGGUAAAAAUCUGCUUUAUUUGAAACACACGAGGUGUUUCCUGGGCUUCAGGGACACAGACAAUGCACUUGACAUGUUUUAGUAAACAAGAGGCUUGUUGGAAAAUAUUUGUCUACUUUAUAAUAUAAACAGUCAUCAGCUUGAACAUGCAGGGGUGAAAUUUACAUUCAAAAUUAUUGAUUUGUUUUACAAAGAAAUAACUUUGUAUUUCCCUGUUUGUUGUUCAUUAACACACACCAAUACUCCAGGAUAAACCUAGUUUGACUUUACUAUAAACUGUUGACCAAACUACAGAACCCUGAUCUCACAGUGAUAUGAUCAAACAUCCCUCAGGGAUUAUGGAUAAAUCCCCAAAUUCAUCUUAAUUCUGUGAGCUGAGCUGAGGAUGCUGAAUAGAACACAAAAAUAGGUUUAAAUUUUUGAUACUAAGAUUCUAAGAAAACCCCAGCCUGGGCACUGGGUGGCAAAGGAGGGAAGGAAGGGGAAAAAGCAGGGAAUACACCUACGGACUGUAUAAACUCUGUGAGUUAUUUAUCUGCCCGUGAGUACUUGUGAGAUUCUGAGGGUGAGAGACAGAAUUAAAUUCUGUUGACUGCUCUGAUGUGGCUAAAAAAUAUCAGGCUUUUUAUCAUUAUAUCUGAGAUGGUUUUGUUAUUCUAUUGCAAAUUUUAUGAAAGCAAAGCUAGAAAAUUACAUCAUAAUAAAGAAACCUAUUUCUGGCUUCCCAAACAGCCUUGCAUGAUUGUUCUCUUCCUGUCCCAGCUUCCCAUUCUCUGUUCUUACGUACUGUUAUUUCCUUUUUUCGGGUUUUUUUCAUGAUCAUCACUGUAUUGACCAAUUCUGGAAGGAACUAAUGACACUCACCCUUGUGCUUUGGUGCAUUUUUGAGAUGGCAGAAGCGUUGGUGUGGGGUCGAUACCAUUAAAUAUUUCCAAUACCGUA